AUGCAUGCAGAACCAGUAACCGAAGAAACCAUGGAAGAUAAGGCCAGCACCGUACAGGAGCCAGAGCCGGGGCCCAGGAAAACAAGCGGUACUAUGGAAGAAGCAUUGACGCAAGACGCGGUAUCAUCGAAUGGAACUUCAAGGAACGAGAAUCCAGGGCAGGGGACGAAACUGGUGAAAGAGGAAACAAUGGUGCGACGAGCAACAGCAGCAAAAGAACAAAAUAUUGAACCAUCGAGCGCAUUUCUGGAUAUUUGCCAAGAGAUCGACCCCGAAAUGGACCAAAAAUUCAUAGCAAAAGCCUGGAAACAGUACGAUAUGGUGCGCAAACAAUGCGUCCUUGAGGGCAAACAGGAUGGAUGGUAUGGCUGCGCACUGUACAUGGCCCAAUGGCAAGGUGCCCCACUGGAGCGAGAAGCGCAGAAGAAAUAUCCAUUGUCCAUGCUCAUUCGGAUUUGUAAAAUCAGGUAG
Molecule: messenger RNA, 471 nt
Organism: Gongylonema pulchrum
Lineage: Eukaryota; Metazoa; Nematoda; Chromadorea; Rhabditida; Gongylonematidae
Source: the annotation of a GenBank genome assembly